AUGAUUGACGAUGGUGACAAUAAUAGUGAAACGUUAUUUGCGGUACAUGGUGAUAAUGAAGGAAUGAAUCCGCCUCAAUCAGUAACAUGGAGAUCUGAUCAUCGUGCCAAAUUAAGACAACUAAUAUAUAGCCACAAAGUUCAUAUCGCCAUAGUGGUCCUAGUAAUAUUAGACGCCCUUAUUGUUAUUGCUGAAUUAUUGAUAGAUUUAAGUGUUAUAAAAGUACAUCAUACAAGUCCACUUGCACGUGCAUUCCAUUUCACCAGUAUUGCUAUUUUGGCAAUUUUUCUUGUUGAGAUCGUACUGAAGCUAUAUGCAUCCGAUUUAGCAUUCUUCUUACAUUAUUUUGAAGUUUUUGAUGCGUUGAUCGUUAUUGUUUCUUUUGUCUUGGAUAUUGCAUACUCAAAUUCUGAAGCCUUAAGUGGAGUCGGAUUACUUGUAGUACUUCGGUUGUGGCGUAUAGCAAGGAUUGUCAAUGGUAUUAUAAGUUCCGUUAAAUCACAAGCCAACGAUAAAAUACAUCAUUUAAGGCGCGAACUUGAAAAAACACGUUCAUACCUGGAACAAAAAUUAGAUCGUAAAGAGGCUGAAAUUCAGCUGCUGAAAAAGGUAUUAACGGACAGAAAUAUACCAAUUCCGAAACCCCUUCUCGAGGUAGAUUUAAAUGGAAACAGUACUGCUCAAGCCAACGGUUCAGCAUCGGAAGAAAUUACUGUUGAUAUUGCAGGCUCGUCAGCAAAGUCUACAUCAUCGGCUUACAUUGGCUAA
Messenger RNA from Trichoplax adhaerens, 768 nucleotides. RefSeq lists its product as uncharacterized. Bases 1 to 768 code for a protein of 255 amino acids. Lineage: Eukaryota; Metazoa; Placozoa; Uniplacotomia; Trichoplacea; Trichoplacidae. The record is from RefSeq and is a predicted model, not a curated record. Gene Ontology annotation, biological process: proton transmembrane transport. The transcript is spliced from 8 exons. Gene Ontology annotation, cellular component: plasma membrane. Gene Ontology annotation, molecular function: voltage-gated proton channel activity.